Messenger RNA from Brugia pahangi, 1185 nucleotides. The record is from the annotation of a GenBank genome assembly. NCBI's taxonomy places the organism in Eukaryota, Metazoa, Nematoda, Chromadorea, Rhabditida, Onchocercidae.
AUGGUUGAACAGAAUCCAGUUUAUGGCAAACGUCGCAUUUAUAAAAUUGUCCUGACAGGCGGUCCAUGCGGUGGAAAAACUACGGGACAAGAACGUCUUCGAACAUUUUUCGAGGAAAUUGGAUGGAAGGUAUAUACUGUACCAGAAACAGCUAAUAUACUGCUUGGUGGUGGUGUGAAAUUUGCCGAGUUAUCAAAGGAACAGUGCUACAGAUUCCAGAAAGAUAUGUUACUAGCUUUGCUGAGAAUUGAAGCGGUUUUCUUUAAUCAAGCCGAUGUAUCAAAUGCUGAACGUAUUUUAAUCAUAUGUGAUCGUGGGGCUAUGGAUCCGGCAGCGUAUAUCGACAAGAAAUCUUGGAAUGAAAUGCUAAAGGAAACAAAUUUGGAUCAGUUCAGCCUACGAGAAGAGAGGUAUGACCAAAUUCUACAUAUGACGACAGCAGCAGAUGGUGCUGAAGAGUACUAUACUUUGGCAAACAGUAAUGUAAGAACAGAAACUAUCCAAGAAGCUAUAGAACAUGACCGACGUACCCGAGAUGCUUGGCUUGGACAUCCGCGCGUUGAUGUAAUCGAGAAUGUCGGGUGCAAAUCAUUUGAUGACAAAUUGCUGAAACUAAUUGCUGCCUUGUGUAGUCGAAUGGGUCUUCCUACUGAAGAUCGAUUAGCCUUCAAUAGCAGGAAAAGAAAAUGGCUUGUUGCAUCGUUUGAUAAGAAGCGUUUACCACGUUGUGAAGUGUUCAUUGUAAGACAUAAUUAUUUGUGUACCGACGACCAAAAUGUUCAAGUUCGGUUACGUUCACGAAGUCAGCAUGGUCGGACAACAUAUGCUAUAACAACCCGGCAUUAUGAAGGUCCAGAACCAGUGGAAACUCGUAUGCAGUUGAAUUAUCGAGAAUAUAUGAAUUAUAUUAAGAUGGAAGAUCGUUCGAGAGUACCAAUCAAUAAGGAACGGAGAUGCUUCAUGUAUGGCAAGCAGUACUAUCAUUUGGAUACGUAUACUUCACCAUUACCACCAUCAUGUGAAGGGAAGCCGUUAAUGUUACUAGAAACAUAUACGACGGCCCCGGUCGGUGAUACCAGUGAACCACUGUUACCUGACUUUAUGAAUAUUUUAAAAGAAGUGACAGGUGAUUCGGCGUACAGUAUGUAUACAAUUGCCAAUCUAAAAGUAGUCAAGAGAAGCUAA